This is a messenger RNA of Mustela erminea (ermine), 943 nucleotides long. RefSeq names its product protein SET-like. The coding region runs from base 16 to 912 and encodes 298 amino acids. NCBI's taxonomy places the organism in Eukaryota, Metazoa, Chordata, Mammalia, Carnivora, Mustelidae. The transcript is spliced from 3 exons. Gene Ontology annotation, biological process: nucleosome assembly. Gene Ontology annotation, cellular component: nucleus; chromatin. The record is from RefSeq and is a predicted model, not a curated record. Gene Ontology annotation, molecular function: chromatin binding; histone binding.
GAGUUUCCUCUCAGCAUGGCCCCCAAACGCCAGUCUUCACUCCCGCCUCAAAGGAAGAAACCGAGACUCCCUCCUGCCCCCAAGCCAGGGCAGACAUCAACAUCUCAGCAGUUGCAUAAGGGAGAAGAAGAACAGCAAGAAGCAACUGAACAUAUUGAUGAAGUACAAGAUGAAACAGACAGACUUAAUGAACAAGCCAGUGAGACUUUGAAAGUAGAACAGAAAUAUAACAAACUCCGCCAACCAUUUUUUCAGAAGAGGUCGGAAUGGAUCACCAAAAUCCCCAAUUUGGGGGUAACAACAUCUGCCAACCAUCCACUAGUGUCGGCACUGCUUGGGGAGGAGGAUGAAGAGACGCUGCAUUAUUUGACAAGAGUUGAAGUGACAGAAUUGGAAGAUAUUAAAUCAGGUUACAGAAUAGAUUUUUAUUUUGAUGAAAACCCUUACUUCAAAAAUAAAGCUCUCCCCAAAGAAUUCCAUCUGAAUGAGAGUGGUGAUGCAUCUUCAAAGCCCACUGAAAUCAAAUGGAAAUCUGGAAAGGAUUUGAUGAAACGUUCAAGUCAAACACAGCAGGAAGAGACAGCAUGGAAUAAAGCCAGCAGGAAGAGACAGCAUGACGAACCAGAGAGCUUCUUCACCUGGUUUACUGACCGUUCUGAUGCAGGCAAAGAUGAGUUAGGAGAGGUCCUCAAAGAUGGUAUUUGGCCAAAUCCUUUACAGUACUACUUGGUUCCCGAUAUGGCUGAUGAAGAAGGGGAAGGAGAAGACGAAGAUGAUGAUGAUGAUGAAGAAUCAGAAGAUACUGGGCGCCUGGAAGAUACUGAUAAAGAAGGAGAUGAGGAUGAAGGUGAAGAAGAUGAAGAUGAUGAUGAGGGGGAGGAAGGAGCGGAGGAUGAAGCAGAAGAUGACUGAUGGAACACUAAUGGAUUCUAACCUUCCUUUU